Haliotis rufescens (red abalone) is the source of this 2807-nucleotide messenger RNA. RefSeq lists its product as uncharacterized. The transcript is spliced from 3 exons. NCBI's taxonomy places the organism in Eukaryota, Metazoa, Mollusca, Gastropoda, Lepetellida, Haliotidae. The record is from RefSeq and is a predicted model, not a curated record. The coding region runs from base 195 to 857 and encodes 220 amino acids.
ACUACCCGUAAACGCAGCAUGCGACCCAUCCUCUGCUGUUGUGAAUGGUUUCUGUCGUGGUAGCCCGAGGCAGACGAUAGGUAUAGGCAGACGACAGUUCGCGGCAGACGACAGUUCAGGAUCUUACUUGGAUCUUACUUUUUCAGUGAGCUUUGGAGUUGGCAUUUGUUCCGGACUUUCGGAUAUCUUAAAAAAUGGCAAGUGUUUUUGGUGCUGCGGCUAUACCGUUCAUUGCGUGCAUCGCGCUCCUGUUGGCGGAAUCCCUGCAGAUCCUGUCUUUCGCUGCACCAUACUGGGCGUCGGAUCAGUUCGGUUCCUUUGGAUUAUGGCGUCAUGUGAAGUGUGUCGGAGGUUCGAACAUCGACUGCUACCAGUACGAGUACCCAUGGCACGUGGACGUGUGGCUUAACGCAGUCCGGGCGAUGGAGAGUAUCGCCAUCAUCUUCAUCGCCAUCCCCCUCGUGGUGAUGCCCGUCUACAUCUACGUGGCCCUGGGACUUUACUACAGAUGUGUGCUUCUCACCAUGACCGUGUUUGCACUGCUAGCAUCUCUCUGUAACAUCUCCGGGGUCGUGGUCUACGGUGUGACCAUCGGUCAGACACCGGACUGGGCGGUCGGCUGGUGCCUCAUCGUCUGCAUCAUCGGCGCCGGAUUCGACUUCAUCGGCUUCCUCGUCCUCCUCAUCGCCGCCAUCAACAAACCCAACUUCAGCCCUGAGCGCUUCACGACAUCGGGGUACUACGUGGACCACGACAGCAACAAGUUGUAUGCUGUGGAGGGGGUGGAGCGAGACAUGAUAAGGACGGAUGUCUCCCAGUUUGGCGGACAUUCCAACCCUGGCUUGGACGUUGAAUAGAUGAUCGGCGUUUGCUCAAAUACAAGACUGUCAAAAACAUGAGCUUGGUCAGGUGCGUAGACAAUGAUCACAAGACAGAUUCGGUAUAAGUCAUGCAAAGGCUGUCGGUAUUAACUAUCAAAAUCUGAAAUAUGAAAUCUGCCCUUCGUUUUACUAUUAACGUGUUCACAAAAUACAGCUUUCUUUUGCAAUUUCGUCACAACACACAUCCAGAUCUUUUAAAACGAGUCAAGUAUUUGUACAUAGUUCAUACGCUUUAGAGGGCACGGGUGGCCCAUUGGCCUCGGGGAUGCAAUUCGAUGUGGAGAGUUGCGUCCCUUAGGUAUACCAGAAACCUAUGAUCGUGGGUUCGAAUCCCGGUUUGCCCCGAUUAGGUUUCUAGGUUAACCCCUAGUUAUGGGUUUCGCCAAAAUAGUGUCACAAAGUCAAACAACUGAAAGACUUUAAAAGCGGCGUAAAACAAAACUCACUCACUCAAACGGUUUUGAACUAUUGGCAUGUACAUUCAAAACGUCGGCCAACUAUUUCACAUGAUCGUGUUUUAGUGUGACAGUGUUGUAGAACGUGGCUUGUUCUUCUUGUCUCAGCAAUUAAAGGGUAUGACACCCUAGUGAUCUAAUUUAACGAACACACUGUGUAGCAUGUAGUCACGUUAUCAGGUUAAACUGGUUUACCUGGAAUAGUGUUGUCCCACACAUCUGUCAAUGGUCCUCAAGGAAACAAAAGGUGCUCUGGUAACCCAAACUACAUAGUGGUGUUUUACGUGCUGUCCUAGCGUCUGUCGAGUUUUUGUAAAUCUGUUUAUAAAUGCAUUAUACAAUGUUUAGAUCGCGUCAGCUAUAUAUAUGUAUACAAGGUAUAGGUCGUGCCUGUUGUAUAUAUGCAUUUAUUGUUGAGGUCGUACCGGUUGUAUAUAUGCAUUUAUACAAUGUUUUAACCGUGUCAGUUAUAUACAUGCAUAUAUACAAUGUAUAGAUUGUGCCUGUUGUAUAUAUGCAAUUACACCACGUGUUAGACUCUCUGUUGUAGAUUUCGCACGUGUGUAAUUCAUCCAGGUCAGACGUAUGGUAAUGGGAGUUUCACUGCUCAGUAUAUCAUUUAUCUCCUCACCACAAGGGACCGACAAUUUUAUCAUUCGGGGGUAGGCUAUUGUUUGGGUUUUGUUUUCAUAAAUAAUAUGUUCCAGCAAAUAAUGGGAAAAUAUAAUUGCGUCUCAGGAUUAAAACCUAAUUGCUAGCUGGAUCUCUUGAAGCAGUCCCUUCCUGGAAAUGAAAAAGUUGGUCCCUAGUACCAUUAUAGAGUUGCUUAUUUGGCCAAGCAAUUAUCUGAAAUAAUAUGUGUGUGUUAUAGUAUUACAGUACAAUGAAAAGCCACUGUGAUGAGAAUACAUUGUCGAUAUUUCCACGUGUUGUGGUCAAUUAUAUAAACUGUCGGUCGUACAUUAUGAAUAAGAUAUCUUAUAAACAUUGAAUGAAUGUCUUUGAUUGAUUAAAUAUUAUUCAUUCUUUGCGCGUUAAUAUCAUGAGAGGUAAAAAACCGUUCCCUCUCAAUGUCGGAUGGGAAGCAAACACUAAUUAAAUGAUGACGAUAGGCUCUAGGUAAAACCUACAAAAUAUUUACAGGUGACAAACAAAAAAGCUGGAUGAGUUAACCAAAGAACGUGGAAACUAAAUCAUUGGCCAUGCGGCAUUUCAGAUAAGAGCGAUUUUGAGUAUCUUCCGUGUAAAAUGUUUAUUCAUCUGAAAUCUGUUUCAAUGCGUCUUCUUUUAAAUGAGAGUGGUGAUUUGAAGGUAAAGCCAUUGUUUUCUAUUGUGAUGUAUCCCAAUGUAGCUGUAUGUUUGGUAAAGUGGCCAGUGUCAAUGUUUGUUUUAGUGUGUUCACAAUAUACCUGUAUGUUAUACUUUAUACCCUUACACAAUGUUAUACAUUACAAUAAAUAUAUCAAUACUC